Molecule: messenger RNA, 1074 nt
Organism: Stegodyphus dumicola
Lineage: Eukaryota; Metazoa; Arthropoda; Arachnida; Araneae; Eresidae
Source: RefSeq, a predicted model, not a curated record
AUAAUUGAACGUAUUAUGCUAUGUGGCAGCUGGAAAAUAAUUUAUAACAUGGCAGAGUGGUCAAAAUUUGAUUUAUCCUUUGAUUGCUUUGAUUUUCCCAAGGAUGAUUCCUGGCUAUGUGAGCCUAAUAAGCCUACAUUUGAUUGCUUUGAUUUUCCCAAGGAUGAUCCCUGGCUAUGUGAGCCUAAUAAGCCUACAUUUGAAAUUAAUAAGCCUACAUUUGAUUGCUUUGAUUUUCCCAAGGAUGAUCCCUGGCUAUGUGAGCCUAAUAAGCCUACAUUUGAAAUUAAUAAGCCUACAUUUGAUUGUAAUAAGCCUACAUUUGAAAUUACUGAUGAUAUUCCCUGGUUAGAUGACCUUAAUCUGUAUGCUAAAUCCCUUGGAAAUACAUCUAGUAAAAAAUGUGAACACACAGUUACCAGUAAAGAUUUUGAACAAUCAGCUAUCAGUGAAGAUUUGGAACAAUCAACUACCAGUGAAGAUAUUGUACAAUCAACUACUAGUAAAGAUUCUGAACAAUCAGCUAUCAGUAAAGAUUCUGAACAAUCAGCUAUCAGUGAAGAUUUUGAACAAUCAACAACUACCAGUGAAGAUUUUGAACAAUCAACAACUACCAGUAAAGAUUUUGUACAGUCAACUGCCAGUAAAGAUUUUGAACAGUCAGCUACCAGUAAAGACCAGAAACAACACCAGAACGAGAAGCCAAAAGUGAUAGUUGAGAAAAUCGAGGUUGAUAUAAGUAGUAUAGAAAUUCUGAGAAAUGGAUAUGAUAGAGGGGUAAGAGUAAAGCCUUCAAUGGAUAAGUAUUCAUUACAUAAAUCAAGUAAAAGAAAAUUUGGCACUGAUUGCCAAAGUAUUGAGAGUGAGAAAGAACAAUAUAACUUACGAAAGAAAUCAACUAUGAUCAAUGAAGAAAGACCACCAGACUGUAAAUCCAGAAAUUCAAGAACUGAAACUGGUAUGAAACUAAAGGAUUUUCCAAUGAUGGGCAUGAGAUUUGCCGUCAUUAUGAUAAGCAGUAAAUGGGUCUUUUCAGUGUUGGUGACAAUAUGCAAAAUCAUGCCAGGGCCAUAA